This is a messenger RNA of Asparagus officinalis (garden asparagus), 648 nucleotides long. Its product is annotated as cytochrome P450 94C1-like. Bases 80 to 415 code for a protein of 111 amino acids. Gene Ontology annotation, molecular function: oxidoreductase activity, acting on paired donors, with incorporation or reduction of molecular oxygen; monooxygenase activity; iron ion binding. The record is from RefSeq and is a predicted model, not a curated record. The transcript has a single exon. NCBI's taxonomy places the organism in Eukaryota, Viridiplantae, Streptophyta, Magnoliopsida, Asparagales, Asparagaceae.
GGUGCCUCUGCAGGGGCGUGCCAGCGCAGGAGACGACGUUCUGCCCUGCGGCGCCAGAGUGAGGAAGAAUCAGCAGGUGAUGUACAAUUCGUACGCCAUGGGGAGGUCGGAGAGGAUUUGGGGGGAGGACGCGAGGGAGUUCAAGCCGGAGAGGUGGCUUGACGGGGAGGGGGUCUUUCAGCCUGUGAGUCCGUAUCAGUACCCCGUGUUUCACGCGGGGCCGAGGAUGUGUCUGGGGAAGGACAUGGCGUACAUACAGAUGAAGGUGGUGGUGGCGAGCGUGAUGGAGAGGUUCGAGGUGGAGGUGGUGGACGUCGAGAAGGUGAGGGAGCCGGAGCUGGUGUUGAUUAUGAAGAUGAAAGGGGGGUUGAAGGUCUGGGUCAGGGAGAGGGAGGAGAUCGACCCUUCGAGUUGAGCUGGCUAUCGGAUCAACGCAGUCUCCUGAUGAUGAAGUACUGAAAAUCAAAUUAUGUUUCGAUUACGAAGCGAAAAUAAAAUUAUGUCGGUAACGAAGUUAGCUAUAGAUCUGGGGAGGAGCAACAUUGAUUAGAUGUUGUACAUCUUUGUAUUUGGGUUGAUGCCUUUUUUAUCUUAAGGCAUUUAUCAGCUUCCGGAGGUACAGAAUGAAUGUGUAAUGUUUUCCGAUCA